Penicillium chermesinum is the source of this 309-nucleotide messenger RNA. RefSeq lists its product as uncharacterized. The transcript has a single exon. Bases 1 to 309 code for a protein of 102 amino acids. Lineage: Eukaryota; Fungi; Ascomycota; Eurotiomycetes; Eurotiales; Aspergillaceae. The record is from RefSeq and is a predicted model, not a curated record.
AUGGUGUCCCCCAAGGACGUUCGCACUGUGUCUACUGCAGGAACGGUCCUGCACCUCCCAAAUGGCCCGUCAAUACCAGAUGGAGUCGGUGCAUUCACGCCGCCGACGCCAGGCAGCCACGCAUCGUCCAAUCGUGACAUAGAUGUGUUGAAAGCUAAAAUUAAGCAUCUCGAAGAACAGCUUUCUGCUGCAAACCAGCGAGCCUCCUCGUCGAUACCAACAACGCCCCGAUGGGAUAGCAUGACGGAUUCGUCCCAGAUUGCGGGCGGCAUUCAUAUACACCGCGAGGCCCCCCAUGGCUGGACUUGA